UCCCCCACCGCCGCAUUUUUUCCUCGGCAAAAUCCCCUCCCAAAACCCCCGCGAUGCCUCUGCUGCCGGCGCGGGCGCGGCGGGCGCCGGCGGCGCUGCUCGUGCCGGUGCGAGGGCUCCUGGAGGCGCGCGUGCCGUGGGCGCGGGACCGGGCCCUCGACCACGCCGUGGAGCGGGAGCGCCACCUGGUGCCGUUCCUGCUCGCCAAGGACGCGCUCCUCGCCGCCACGCCGCCGCCGCACGCCGUGCCGCUGCACUCGCUGCCCUCCACCAUCCCGUUCCCAUUCCGCCCGCUCCGCUUCCUGCGGCUCUACCCGUCGGCGUUCGCGCUCUCGCCGCACCCCAUCGAGGUGUCCCCGACGCCCAGGCUCUCCGCGCUGCACGCCGCCGAGGCACAGGUCGUCGACGCCACGCGCCCCGACGCCGCCGACCGCCUGCUGCGGCUGCUCAUGCUGGCCCCUUCACGCGCGCUGCCGCUCCGCCUCGUCGCGCGGCUCCGGCUCGACCUCGGCCUCGCGCCAGACUUCCAGCGGUCGCUGCUGCCCAACUACCCGGACUACUUCGCGCUCUCCCCCGACGGCACACUCCUCGAACUCGUCUGCUACAGGAAGGACCUCGCCGUGUCGGCGAUGCAGUCCUACGCGCAGCGCACCGGCGGGUACAAGGUAGGCGACGCGGUCGCCUUCCCGCUUUCCUUCCCCCGGGGGUUCGAGCUCGACAAGAAGGUGCGCAAGUGGUUGGACGAGUGGCAGAGGCUGCCGUACAUCUCGCCCUACGAGGAUGGGUCGCAUCUAGCGCCAAGGAGUGACAUCACGGAGAAGAGGACCGUGGCGGUUCUGCACGAGGUGCUCAGCCUCACGGUGGGGAAGAAGAUGGAGAAGGAGGUGCUGGUCAAGCUUGGGGAGGCGCUGCGGCUGCCGCCGGGGUUCAGGAAGGUGGUGGCUAGGCACCCUGGGAUUUUCUACAUGUCACACAAGCUGAGGAUGCAGACGGUGGUGCUUAGGGAGUCAUACCGGAGGCAUAUGCUGGUGGACAAGCACCCAAUGAUGGGGAUAAGGUAUCAGUACCUCCAUUUGAUGCAUAUGGGGAAGGAGGAGGUUGGAAAGGGCAAGGGCAAGGAUCGUAAGAGUAGUCGUGGCGAGCAAAUGAUUGGGGAGGAAUUUGGUGCAGAAGGGGAGGAUGGUGAUAAUGAGGAGGACUAUGAUGAUGAAGUUGAUGGAGAUGAAUUGGACGAGGAGGACAUGGAAGCAGGUGUUGCUUCCGAGGAUGAGGAGAGUGACGACGACAUCGAUGAGGAUACAGGGAAACAAAUUGCUCAUUGAUGCUGGAGCUGGCAGCUGCUCUUCAAGAUGAUGUUAGUGCUCGUAAAUCUCUGUCUUGGACAGCAUGAAUACGCACGCAGGGAACACAGAAAACAGAUGUACAAUCAACUUUGGUGUCAGGUAGAAAACCUAAUAGAAGAUGGAACAUGUCUUUCUUAACUCAAUUUUGAAGUCGUUACUGAUGUUAAGUGCAACUAUUCUUGUUGUAUAAUUAUGGCUUCACCUGAGUUAUUCAAAUUCUGUUCUAGAAUCUGAGCAUAUCUACAUUAGUCGUAUAUAAUAUGCUUAUAUCUUAAAUUCCCUACACUAAUAUGCUGAUCUCUUGUUCAAUCAAGAGGAUGUUUGGCACAGAUAUUUUCGAGGCAUAUAUUCAGUUAUUCACAUA
This is a messenger RNA of Panicum hallii, 1707 nucleotides long. RefSeq names its product protein WHAT'S THIS FACTOR 1-like. Lineage: Eukaryota; Viridiplantae; Streptophyta; Magnoliopsida; Poales; Poaceae. The coding region runs from base 54 to 1322 and encodes 422 amino acids. Gene Ontology annotation, molecular function: RNA binding. The record is from RefSeq and is a predicted model, not a curated record. The transcript has a single exon.